Molecule: messenger RNA, 2235 nt
Organism: Paramacrobiotus metropolitanus
Lineage: Eukaryota; Metazoa; Tardigrada; Eutardigrada; Parachela; Macrobiotidae
Product: PR domain zinc finger protein 10-like
Exons: 6
Coding region: 205-2025 (606 amino acids)
Biological process (GO): regulation of transcription by RNA polymerase II
Cellular component (GO): chromosome
Molecular function (GO): chromatin insulator sequence binding
Source: RefSeq, a predicted model, not a curated record
GUGUGUUUCGAUUUGUCGUUUGAUUUUGAUGUCUGAUUGUAAAUUUUUGGUAUUUAAAUUUAGCGCAUGGAUUCUAUUUGUGAUCAUGUUGUCGUUUGAUGAUUGAAGUAGGAAAUGGAUUCCGUUGUGCCGUAAUUCGUGCACGAUCAUUGCUCAGUGUUCGCGAGUUUCUUCAGCCAAGGGAUUUGAGUUACAGGCUUCAGGAUGCUUCCGCAAAAUCAUGAACCACUGAAAAAACUCUUUUGCAAGCCCUGUAAUCGUUUCCUGCAAGAACCCUGCUGGAAACAUACCACUAAUAUCCCCGACAAGCCAGUGAUACCCUACGCCCUGGGCAGCCUGCCUGAUGCCUUGUACAUGGACUAUUGCGGAGAAUGGAGCACAGAGCGCGGUAUUUUCGCCCGCGAUGCCAUUGCGUCGCACACCGUCUUCGGCCCGCUAGUGGCGCCUCUGUCCCCGGUAUCUCAAGCAUCCACAGCGUUCGCAUGUCGCAAAGAGCCCACCGUCGAUCUGGGCUAUUACCAGCUGGAUUCCGAUUAUUUCUGUAACUGGAUGAAAUUCGUUCGUUUCUCGCAGAACCGGCAAGAGGAGAACGUGGCGGUGUACAUGCGCGGCAUCAAACUGAUCUUUAUUACGACGCGCGAUAUCCCGGCUAACGAGGAACUGAAACUGGGCUACUCGGCCCAGUACGCCGAGACUGUCCGCGAGAGGACGCCGGAAUUGGUCCUGCCGAUUAUUGAGACCGUCGUGGUUCCGUUGGAGAAGGGAAACGAUGACGAUGAAAUGGACGAAAACCCACCGAAAAAGAAAAAGAAAGUUAAGUCCGGCUUGUGCACGCUGUGUAACCGGGAGUUCACGAACGUGAAGAAGCAUUUGCAAACGGUGCAUGUGGAUUUCACGAAGAAGGAGUUUAAAUAUGAGUGUGCACAGUGUACAGUGAAGUUUCCGACGUUACGCUCGAGGGACGCUCAUCAGAGAACGGCUCACCGAACAGUCAGCGUGGCACCGGAAAGCAGUGCCGUGUCCACCGCGAUAGAAUACAUGAAGACCACCGGUCUCUUCACAUAUUACUGCCGCCCCUGCCUCCGACACUUCCCCAGUAAAGCCCUCCUGGACCUCCAUGAAUUCCAGCACCAGGACGCCAGCAGUCCGCUGACAGUCAUCCAACGCAUCUGUCCCCAGUGCGAUUUCGUCGGUAAGAGCUUUUCCGAGCUGGUGCAGCACACAACCGAGCACGCCAUCAAGCCCACCGAGAAGAAAUGCUGUCUGCUCUGCGGGGAGUACGCCUUCAAGAUCGGCACGCAUAUCCGCGCCUGUCACACGCAGGAAUUCGCCGUCAUCUCCGCCGACUGGCCGCUGGUGUGUGAGGAGUGCGGGAUGAAGUUUAUGCAUCAGAAAGACCUGGGACUGCACGUCACCACCGUGCACAAGGGCUUUCAGUGUCUGUACUGCGCCAAAUUAUUUUAUACCUCGGCGAAAUUGACGGAUCACAUGGAGGAGCACAAGAAGGACGGGAAGUAUCCGUGCCUCUGGUGUGAGAGGACUUUUGAGACGUAUGCGCAGUGCCGGGCGCAUCAUACGGAUGUGCAUGGCGCCAAGGGGGUCAAGGUGUGCGAUGUGUGUCAGAUGGUGUGCUCGAACGCGGCGAAAUUGGCUUUUCAUAAGAAGGUUCACACGCCCGGUGUUAUCGUGAAGCGAGCGCCGAUCCCCGGGCGGAAACGGAAAUCAUCUGAAGAGAGGCAGUUAAGAAAAAGGACUCGUGCUCGAGAUCGUGUGGAAUGCGAUAUCUGUGGGGCCGUGAUGAACAAACACUCCCUGUGGAAGCACCGGAAAUGGGUGCAUAACGCCGAUGAAGAAGCGAAGGAACGGAAGAAGCAGCAGCGCAAAGAGAAGGAAAUGUCCAAAGAGUACGUUGAUCCGCGACGGAGGAUGACGUUUGAAGAGUUCCCCUUCAAGUGCGAAGUUUGCCGGUUGGGAUUCAUGAAGCAGAUCAUGUUCAAUAAACACAUGCAGGACAAACAUACCUAGUUCCUAAAUGCUCUCAACGCUUUGACGGGAGUGCGAGUGUAGUGCGUUAUUUGCACAGUUGUACUUGCUAGUUGCUGCUGCCUGUAAUUUACACGUACUCUUUCCUGAUAUUAUGAGACUGCGUGUUUUUAUACUGGAGACAUUGAUUUCGUUUAUCGAACAGUUCCUUGGAACAAUUUUUUUUGAAAAAUGUGCACAUUAAACACAAUU